GGACUUGGCUAGUCAGUUUUCUGAGUUGCAGUGUGUUAUGAAAGUGCCUGCUGUUGUUUUGAUGGUUGUUGAUAAGUAGAUUAUUGUGCGUGUGGGAUGAAUCUGUGGAUUGAGGAGUAGAAAGCUACAGAAUCACAUGCAGGUACGGCUUUCCUUUCGUGAAAAUAACUUAAUAUUUCUUUGGAGAGUUUGGGCACACCUUUAUGGAGUUUGUCACCAACAGUGGAGAAUAUUGCCAGGCCCAACACAAGUAGACUAGCAACCAGGUCGAUCUCCUUGGUAAUCAGAAAUAUCUCCACGGUAACCAGAUAACUUUUGCUCAUUCAAUCAAGGACUUUGAAGACGAAGGAGAACGGGAUAUCUGAACACCACGCGUUUGCCCUACUCUGAAAGGAGAAGUGGAAACACGCCUUUUUAAGUGUGCUCUGCCAAGUUACGAAAAUUCUCGGCCCUCGCUGCUCACUGCUUGCUGGAGCAUCCAGCCUUAGCUUCCAUUCUCCCAACGCGUGGGAUUACGAAUGGGGUAAAAGAGGCGGUCGACUACCCCCAGUGCAAGCUCCGGUGCCAGUGCUGCUGUCUUGUGGCGACCUCUACUGGUAUAUUUACGGCGUAAGGUUUACGAGGGGAGACUAUACAGCCUUGUCUAGGAUUGGGUGAAUGUUUUAAAGAAAUUUUUUUGACGACGAAGAGAUUUCUUCACGGCCUUAACAAGGAUUGUCUUUGUGGUGUGCAGAAAGUGGAUUUGUUUGCUGAAGGCACAAAAAAUCACAUUUUUGUUGCCUUUAAUUGAAAAGAAUUGUGCUCAGCACUUAAUAACAAACUUCCUUGCCACACUGAGGACUGAUUCUGUCUGUUGAGUGGGAAAAAAUCGGAUUAUUACUGUUAUUGAUUCCAACAGGAACAAGAGGCUAACAUACACUAACAGUUAACUUGUUGGAGCUGCGAGGCGAAUCGACACUCUGACGUUGUAUUAUUCUAUUUUUAAUUUAUUUUUAGCCAAUUUGUAUCAUACACCUGUUCUAUUUGUCUUUUUGUUUGUUUGUUCACCGCGUUAUGACAGCUAAUAUGAAGGCCCGCAAGCCAGCCCCUGCUGUUAUUGAGUACAAAAACAUGAGGUUUCUGAUCACAGACCGCCCCACGGAUGUGACCAUGGAAAAGUAUAUCGAGGAAUUGAAGAAACAUAAUGCCAAGGAUGUGGUUCGUGUCUGUGAGCCCACAUACAAGACGGAGCAACUGUCGGAGGAGGGAAUUAGAGUAUUGGACUGGGCGUUUGAUGACGGCAAUCCCCCGCCACCCGAGGUGAUGAAUGACUGGUUCAACUUACUGAAGACCCGCUUUAAGGAGGACCCCGACUCGUGUGUGGCCGUGCACUGUGUGGCUGGACUGGGGAGAGCCCCUGUCCUGGUAGCACUAGCACUGAUAGAACUGGGGAUGAAGUAUGAAGAUGCUGUAGAGCUCAUAAGACAAAAACGCCGAGGUGCCAUCAACACCAAACAGUUGGCCUUUCUGGAGAAGUACCGCCCCAAAUCACGCCUGAAGAAUCGUUCAAAUGGACACAAGGCCUGCAGAAUCAUGUGACUCCAUCUCAGUAGUGAGGUCCCAUGGAACUGAUGCAUGACCAUCCUUGUGAAAGAAACCAAAUAUAUAUAUAAAUAUAGAUAUAUACAAACUACUAAAUAUGGUGCAGAGACUUUGUAUUACAUACCACUAGCAACUCGAUCCCAAGGAGAGUUUUAUACAUUGUCCUUCCUUGGGGUCUUGUCAUUUUAUAUUUAAGAAGAAAAAGAAAAAACAGCAUUUGAAAAAAAAAACAUUUUUCUAAAAAAAAAGUAUUUUUGAAAACACCAGAUGCUCUCAAAAGUCAGUGCUUUUGAGUUUAAAUUUUCAGCCCAUUGUUGAAAAAAUGCAAAAUUAGUUAGAUACAGAAGUAAAACUCUAGGUGUUGAAAUAGGUGUUUCUGUUCAAUAGCACACCUGGAACUAAGUGGACUUUGGUUGCUAACAGCCUAUUUGCUUUGUUACAGAAAUUACGAGUGGUUAAUAAGGCUGACACAUAAUGCAAGGCAUUUUUUCAUCGGUUCUUUGACACGGUUCAGGUGUUCUUUCUUUUUCAUCUGUUCCGUUAUAAGAGGCCAUUUGCCAUUGGCUGUUUCACCAAAUGCUACUUAGUUCUGGACCAAUAGCAGUAGUCGACUCUUUGAAUAUUAAGUGGUAAGGUUUCUUGUGUCCUUCUGAAUCUAUGAUAUACAUAUUGUGAGUAAUGUCACAUAGCAGUAUGGCUCUCUGUUAAAUACUUAAAUAUCACUUUGGUAACAGUUUGGGGUUUAUUUAUUUGUUUAGGUCUUUUCACAUUGAGUGUUGUGUCUUAGCAAUACAACUGUGCUGGUUUUGAGAGACGGACAACUUUCAAGCCUGGCUGCUGCAUACGUGACAGAGUAACUAAGAUGGAGGACUUUCAAUUGAAUAACU
Messenger RNA from Lingula anatina, 2468 nucleotides. Its product is annotated as PRL-1 phosphatase. Gene Ontology annotation, biological process: protein dephosphorylation. NCBI's taxonomy places the organism in Eukaryota, Metazoa, Brachiopoda, Lingulata, Lingulida, Lingulidae. Gene Ontology annotation, molecular function: protein tyrosine phosphatase activity. The record is from RefSeq and is a predicted model, not a curated record.